Molecule: messenger RNA, 924 nt
Organism: Spodoptera exigua (beet armyworm)
Lineage: Eukaryota; Metazoa; Arthropoda; Insecta; Lepidoptera; Noctuidae
Source: the annotation of a GenBank genome assembly
AUGAGACGCUAUCUGAAGAACAUACUCAAGACAGUAGUUUACAAUCAGUUGCGAAAGUACCUGGCCUCGUUCGGUGUGUUCGAGUCAGAGCAAGAGACCCAGCACCGUUGUGAGGUGCUCGGCACCCUGCACCAGCUCGUGAGGCAGUGGGUGAGGGAGGAGUCUCUCAGGGAGAACAUGCCUGCUGAUGUAGCGAGCUCUGACGGAGGAAAGGUGUUUACUUUCGGCUCGUACAGGCUGGGGGUGAAUUCGUUUGACCUCGAUGACGACAUGUUAUUGAAGAAUUUGGACCAGAAGUGUGUGCGCUCGCUAAACGGUUGCAGAGUGACGGACGAGAUUCUUCGACUCGCUCCUAACGUAGAGAACUUCAGGCUCACGCUGCGCGCCAACAAGCUGUGGGCUAAACGUCGAGGAAUUUUUUCCAAUGCGCUGAGCUACCCGGGUGGCGUGUCGUGGGCCAUGUUGGUCGCUCGUACAUGUCAGUUGUACCCCAUCGCACUGCCUGCGACCUUAGUGAACAAGUUCUUCUUAAUCUUCUACCAGUGGAGGUGGCCACUACCAGUUCUGCUAAAGCGAGUCGAUCCCGACAGACUUGGUUUCCCCGUUUGGGAUCCUCGAGUGAACUUAGCGGAUCGGUACCACUUGAUGCCCGUAAUCACUCUUGCUUACCCACAGCAGAACUCCACGUUCAACGUGAGCGCUUCCACCAGGUCCGUCAUGGUAGAGGAGCUUAAGAUUGGUCUGGCCACGACGGAGGAGAUAAUGAAGGGCAAUUGUGGUUGGGAAUGUUUGUUCGACACGCCGAACUUCUUUCCCAAGUACAAGUACUUCAUAGUACUGCUGGCUUCCUCCUCCAGCCCGAACGACCAGCUGCAGUGGAGUGGGCUCGUCGAAAGCAAGAUCCGACACCUAAUCGGUCAGUGA